This is a messenger RNA of Mus musculus (house mouse), 6114 nucleotides long. RefSeq names its product AKNA domain containing 1 (gene Aknad1). The coding region runs from base 294 to 1604 and encodes 436 amino acids. Lineage: Eukaryota; Metazoa; Chordata; Mammalia; Rodentia; Muridae. The record is from RefSeq and is a predicted model, not a curated record. The transcript is spliced from 6 exons.
AAAGUGACUAUGAGCUGCAGCUGAGCACACAAUGCUCUGAUCAUCUGCAAGGACAGCUGUGUCACCAAAAGUUCUGUUGGGUUCUGAUCAGAAUCUCUCAGAAGACACCUUCAGAUUCCAAGACUGAGCUGGGUAGUAUCAGGAAGAUGUUCCGGUCCUUUCCCACCACCUCAUAGAACACACAGUGCAGACAUUUAAUGAAUGAAAUGCAAUGAAAACCAGACAACACAUUUUGAGCAUUAAGAACACCAAGACCAGGCAGCAGAGGACCACGGACAUCAGCCCACACCAUCAUGGACGAAACCGACUUUUCAGAAGAUAUGACUUAUAAACAACAGGAGGACCUGCCUUAUGAUGGGGACUUCUCCCAGAUGAAGAUGUGCACUUCUUACAACUUUACCAUAACAAAUGACACCUCUCCUGUCUCAGCAGAAGUUGUUCUGGCAGGAGAAGACCCUCAGGAAGUGGCUUCUAACUGUGAGGUGCGCCAGGACACAGCUCUGCUGGCAACUUGGGAUAAGAUGACUGAACUUGUCGGCAAUAGGCAUGAUAAAGAUAAGCAAUGCGCCCUGGCUUCUCCUGUUCCAGCUGAUAAAGAAGAUACCUCAAAGUCCCACGUCUCAGAUAUUUUACUCCAUCAUCUCUCCGGAGAGCAAUUCUUCAGGGGUCCAGGUGCUGGCUAUGAAACUCUCCCAGAGACCUCGAAUGCUGACAGUCUUGAAGGCUCAGAUACUCUUAUAAAUAUCAUUUCAUGUUAUGCAAAAAAGUAUUACCCCAAAGAACAAAUCCCAGAAUUCACUGGCCAGCCCAGUCCCCAAAAUGGUUCAAUAAAUAGCAGCAAGCCCUGUUGCUCCCCUGGCACAGAAGAAGAAAACGCCUCUCCCUUAGAAGAAGCAGUGGCUGCUGGGAAGAGCACCCAUCAGGAAGAUCCAAGCUUUCUAACCAGGACUAAAGGUCCAGGUGAUAAAUAUAAAAGCUGCCUGAGGCAGACACCCCAGAGACAGCUGCCAGACAAAGCAAAUUCAGGCGACUGGCUCAGAUACAGCCAGGCUCAAGUGCACUACCAGUUUCCAGAUUUUCCUAAGGUUUCUCCCAAAGGGAAACUCUCUAGCAAACCACUUACCACAGCUAACGAAGGCGGCCAUUCUCCGAGGUUGACGAAUAAAUCAACAGUUGUGCAAGAUAAUUUAGGAACCACGUCUGGGUCAAAUCGUGUUGAAAAACAACCGGAGCAGAAAUGGAAAUUUCCUGAACCUUCGCAACAAAUACAGGUGCAGCCUGCCACACACACCUGCCAAGAACCUCUCACAGGACUUGAACCUGAGAAAUGUUGCUUGAAUUUGACACCAACACCUCAAAAAGAUCCUUUCUCAAAUUCUUACAUAUUUCAAAAGAUCUCCCAUGGAAAACAGAUGUGCCAGAAACUGAAAGAACAGACUGACCAACUGAAGAAUAAGGUACAAGAAUUUUCCAAAAGAAUAAAACAGGACUCUUUCUGCCAUUUGCAAGACAUAAGACUGGAAGCUAUUUCUUACCUCACCAGUUACUGUAUAAUAAACCCCAGACCAUGGACUGUUCCAGAGAAGAACAUAAAAUCCUCGUAAGUGGUGAAUCUGUCCACAUCGGAUGGGCCCUGGUAGAUUUCAACUGUAAAAGUCCCUGGUAUCUGACAACUCGGGACACGAGACUCCAGAGAUGCUUAACGAGGAAGCUCAGUGCAUGGCUUCGUGGCUCAGUACAUUCACCUUUGCCACACGUUCACACCCUGGCUUGUUAUCACAGUCGAUUGAAUGACUAAUUCAUGUUGUCACCAGAACAGCUUUGCUGUCAUAAGAAAUGGAGAUGGAGCAAGGGGGAAAAGGUUGAAACUGAGCAGAACAAAUGAGCUGAAGAUGGAGAAGAUGGAGUUUAGGCCACGGGGUCAGCACUGGCCACAGCCAGAAGACCUGAUGAAGGCUUGAGCAAGAUUCAGGGCAAACUGUGCUGCAGAAACCCCACACUAUGGGCCAAACCCAGGACAGAACCCAGUGAUUAGUUAUUCACUCAUCAUAUUAAUUAACCAAUCCAUCCUUCAUUUGCUCACCACAUUGAUUAGCUAGCUGCUCUAUUCAUUCAGAAAACACUUAGCAAGCACUUUUGAAUGCCUGUCCAGGGCACCAGAGAUUCCAAGAAACACCUCCUUCCCAAGUGUCUUUUAUUCUACUAGGAACAGAUUGGCAAGCAGAUGCACAGCCUAGCAGGAGUUCAUCCUUUGCCACUGAGGGGAGACUUUGGGUGGUCCUGAGAAUGCCUGCUCACUUGGGUACUACAGCUUGAGAAACAGUGAGCUCGGCAGGAUAGGGAACAAGAAUCUUCCAGAAAAAGGACCAGCGUGGGCAACAGCACAAAGGCUAUGUACGACAAGUGUGAGAACCCAGCAGGCACAUGGAGACCAGAGCACCAGGCACAGGGCUCAGAGUGCACAUGGAGACCAGAGCACCAGGCAAGGACCAUGUCAUGGAAGGAGCUUGGAUUUCAUCCUGAGUGUGAUGGUGGAGCAACAGGAAUUGAAGCCAAGGGAUAGCAAGCGCCAUGGGGGUGAGACUGUAGGCUAGGAAUAAUAGGAAGCCAACACUGGGCAAGUUAUGAGGGUCUGAAGGAUGGAGAGGGGGGUUGCCACAUCCACUCCAGUAGUGACCCGCAUCCGUGGCAGCGGGUGAUAGAUUUAAAGGAAUGAAGUCAAGAAAAGGAGGAGGUGUGGAUAGUUACAGAGUCCUGGUUUGGAUAACUGAAAUCAGAAACCAAAGUGAAGGAUCCAAUUCAGAAAGGGUAGGGAAAGCAGGAAGAGGCUGGGCCUCAAGGCUGGCCUAGGACAUUGAGUUUGAGGUCCCCUUGAGGACAGGCAAAUGAGAAGAUCUAGCGGUAGGAAGUCAUAGUGAUAUCCUGAUCUUGGGCAGUGUUUGGGUCCGAAAUGACAUUUUGGCAGAGUUGUAGGCUGAAGUUCUGGUGUGGGUGAGAUACCCCCAGCCAAACGGUCUCAGGGUAAUAAGUGGAAAGGGUCAAAGACUGUCCCCAACUCCUCUCUCCUGCUGCUAUCUUCUAUUGAUGAGAAAGAACUGAAGCCAGAGUAGAAGGCUCCUGAUCAUGCAGUGGAGUCAGGGCCAGCCUCCUGCAGAGAAAAACAGAGGGUGGCUAUAGAGAGAAAAUGGAAAACAUUCACCAGGGCAGCCAAAGACAAGGGCUGACUUUGAACUCACAGAGAUCCCUCUGCCUCGGCCUCCAAAGUGCUGGGAUAAAAGGUGUAUGGCACAAUGACUAGUCAUUUCUAUAUGAACAGGAAUUUGCAGUAACAGCAGCUACAAUGUAUUGAGUGUGCACAGAUAGUAUUGACUUAAGGUAGUUUCACCUACCAGGUUUUCAACUCUACAUGAUGUAAAUGUGAUAGCCAUUCAGUAGAUGGCUUAGAUUCCUGUUGACGGACCCAUAGAUCCUGACAACUACAAAUGCUUCAAGUUAAACAAUGGCCUCCGUUGUCGCGGCAGAUACUUGAAUUAACCCUCACAGUGAACUUUCCAUUUUAACGGGUUCAUUCUCUCCUCUCUUCACUCCAAAUCAUUUUAAAAUCCAUCCCAGACCUCCAGACCAGGCUUAUUUUCAUUAAUUUCCCGGUAUGGAGUAAAAGAAUCCAUUGAGUAGGCUUAAUAUGUGUCAAGUCCAGCUUUUUCCACUCACAGCAUUUUAACAGGAAAUUUUGGUGCCAAAAUAUUUUAAUGACUCAUGUUUGGAAACAGCAUCCUGAGGUAUUUUUCCCUGAGGCCUCAUUUCAGUUUUUAGAAAAAUAAAUGAAAGCUGUCUACCUGAGGUCAAUAUUGCGCAAUUAGCCAACAGCAAUUAGUUUAAUGUUGGUUUUCCCUCCGGAGGCCUUUUUUCUCUAUAUAUAAGAGAGUAAGUGUAUUUGUUUUCCAAGGAAUCAUUCAUUUUGGCAGCCAAUUUCAAGACAGGCCUCCGUCCACAUUGAGACCAAAGUUAUACAAUGUUUAUUUAUAUCCUAGCUACAACCACACUGUGUCUGGUAUGAAUAUAAAUCAAAAGCGUUUAAACUGCAAUUAUAUCCCAUAUACGGGAGAAGCUCUCUCUCUGGGCUAAGGGAGGGACUGAGUCUUUCCCCACCCUUAUUUGAAGCCACAUCAGGACAAACAAGGGCUGAGAGCUCAAGACGAGCUCCCAGUCUCACGUGAGCUAACAGGGCAAGGAGUGUCAUCCUGUGACACUUCAGGGUCUUGCAGAGCACAGAAUCUUCAUGAGGAUCCACCCAAUGGCUAACUUGCAGGGACAGAAAUUGGCAAAUUUGUUUUGUAAUCACUUGCUUCUUCAGCAGAUGCGCCUUCAUUGAAACCGUAUUACCUUUGAAGCCAGAUGCGGUAUUGCACACCUGCAACCUCAGCACUCAAGAGAGGGAGACAAGGGGAUCUGGAGUUCAAAGCCAGCUUUAGCUACAUAGUGAGUUCAAGGUCAGGCUGGGCUACAUAAGAUCCUAUCUCAAAAUCAAAAUCAGAUACAGUUGCACACACCUAUCAUCCUGCAUUUGGGGAGACGGAGACAAAAGGUCAUCCUCUGCUAUUCUGUGAAUUCCAGGCCAGCCUGGGCUACAUGAGGCUCCAUUUCAGGUAAGGAAAUGAAAACCAGCAUGUAUCUCAGCAACAGUGUGCCUAGUAACCUAGCAUUCACAAAGCUCUAGCAACACACAUAACACACAUACAUACACACAAAUUAAUAUGCAAAAAGUAAUUUUUGGAUCUGAUGUGUCUUGCUCAUCAGAAUAAAUAUGAUGUGUUUGCAUUUUUUACAUAUUAACAGAAGAAUCUGGAGUCAAGACAUGCGUCUACCUGCAUAAAUCCCUUUCCCUGGUAUUUACAGAAUACAAUCUUGUCUUCCGUUGCGUAGAAACAUAAACUUCCCCCUGAAUGUAUUUCCUAUAUCUCCAUGUCCUUUUCCCCUUCAGUUACGAUCUAUUGUCCAGGCACAUCCUUGAGCCCCCGACUUUACAUUACCUGGGGGCUGCUCUCUGCUCAAUAUUGUUCCUGCUGGGGCUUGCAUCCAGGGCCGUCUGUAGGCUAAGCGUGGUGGCUGGAAGGAGACUGUCUUCCACAGGUUCAUGUAUUGGAGCACUUGGUCCCCAGAUCGUGCCUCCGUUUCUCUGUUUGGGGAGAUUUAGGAGGUGUGGCCUUGCUGGAGGAAGGGUGUCACGGGGGGGGGGGGCAGGCUUUGAGAAUUUUAAGACUUGUGUUAUCCCAGGUUCCCUUUUUGUUGUUGUUGAUGCUCUGGCUGCAACGUUUGCUGCUUGCAGCCAUGACAGACUCUAUCCCCAAGAAACUGUAAGCCCAAGAAAACCAUUCCUUCUGUAAGUUUCCUUGGUCAGGGUAUGUUAUCCCAGCCCCAGAAAAGUGACUAAUUACGUAGGCAAGCACUCUACCCCUGAACUGUCUCUAGCUCUCAAGUUCAACUGUCUUUGAAGUUAUGGUCUCUUUUCUCUGUUUUCCUUUUUUUUUUCUUGAGACAGGGUUUCUCUGUGUAGCCCUGGCUGUCCUGGAACUUACCCUGUAGACCAGGCUGCCCUCGAACUCAGAAAUCUAAUCCUAAAUGCUAGGAUUAAAGGCAUGUGCUAUCACUGCCCAGCUCCAUUUUUAAAAAAUUAUUUAUGUGCGCGCGCGUGUGUGUGUGUGUGUGUGUGUGUGUGGCCCUGUGACUAUGUGUGAAUGUGCAUACAUGAGUGUCAUGGCAUGCACGUGGAGGGCAGAGGACAACUUUUGGGUGUUGGCUAGCUCCUCCUCCUUGGGUGAGGCUGUGUCUGUGCCAGGCUACUUGGUCUGAAGGUUGUGGAUGAUGCUCCCAUCUUGAUGCAGGUGUUUUGGGAUUACAGCUGUGCACCCCACAUGCAUCUAGCUUUUCACGUGGUGACUCAAGUCGUUAGGCUUGCAUGGCAAGUACUUUUACCUGUUGGUACUUUUACCAUCUUGUCAGCUCUGACUCCCAUUGUCUAUUUCCUAUUUAAUCCAAAGUUAUUUAGAUGAGUGUUGGAUAACAUAUAAACUUAUAUAAAUAUGUACAGAUGUUAAUAAAAAGACUCAUUAACUA